GACGCAGCGACCGACAUCAGUAGUGGCUGUAAAACUAGCAAUCGGAAGGAAUAGUAAAAGCAGUGAAGGCGGUAUCGGCAGUGUUGGUCGCUGCUUCGUAUCAAGCCGCCUACUACAAGCAAGCAAGCAAGCAAUCAUGACUGAGCGAGCUAGCUAGCUAGCUAGCGAGCGGGCGUCUCCAGUGACAAUAACAUCCGUAAUAUUACUUAGUUGAAUCUGCCAGCUACCAAUCGAGUGAGCUCCCGCCGCAAACGACAACACCAGCGGCGACAUAGCUAUGGCAAUAUUAUGGUAGAUAUUAUAGUAGCAAUACGUUUUAAGGUAGUGGCAUAGCAGCAGAUAGUGGCCGUUACAACGAGAGGCCACUGCAGUUGUCUUUGUUGUUGAUCACGAUAGUGAUCAUGAUCUUGCUCUCCAACUUUCCUAACUAUAGAACUGUGUACGUAUGUUUUGCAACAGCAAUAUCGUGCUUUGCUGCCUGACGAUGCCAUUCAGCAAGUAGUGGCUACCAUAGUCCUUUCUACCAGCUGCGCUAAACAACGAUUAUUUCAGAUCGAUCCAGCCAUCUAGCCCAGUUACCUAUUUCGUCCUGUCAACGGUGAUCUUUGGCAAAGUAGCGACUUACUACUACCAGUGCAACAGCAACAAUCAACCACUACAGCUUGCGCAGUGACGGCUGGCAGUGCGCGAUCCCGUAGAAGGGAAUGGUGGCACCAAGCGUCAUUUUCGACCUGUUAGCCAGCCAACCAGCACCGUGUGGCGACUCUUAUCCGACCACGGCAAGCAGCAGGCAACAGAAGGACACAUCGAGGAACAGCGCUGAAUAGGACUAGUGACGGCAUAACAACAUUAUCAUAAGACAGGUGGUAGCAGGAAGAAGAAAGCCUAGUUCAGGGCCAUCGAUUGAAUCACGACCGCUGGUCACUGCGAUGUCGACAACGACAUCCGAGGACGCUGAGAGACACAAGACAGCAGCUGCAUGCCGCUUGUUAGCACAACGGCAAUAAGAGUAUGGCAAUACAACAAAAUACUAGUGCGAAGUAGGAACACAUGCGGGAGAGGCAGCAAGCAGCUAUCGAACGAGCUUAGUCAACAUAACAUAGGGCGGCAACUAGCUUGAGUGCCACGAAGAGUCUGGCCACAGCGGCACACAAACGCUUAAAAGGGAAACAGGCCUUGUGACAAAAGCGAAACAGCAUACACUGUUACAGAAGCCCUCGAGCCAAACAGGAAGCUUGACAACCUACGCCUGGCUACGAUACAUUCGAGGUGCUAUUUCACGGAAAAAAGAAGGAACAUAAAUGUGAAGUUCGCGAAUGACUAUGAAGACCAGAGAAUGAGACUAAAAAUGCACGAACUUUGGUCGUGGGCUUUGUGUGUACACGGUGCGUGAGUUGUUGCUUUGUUUUUUUUUUCGACGACGAUGAGCAGAGUAUGUUAAGCAACGAGGAGAGGUAAGUGGUCGAUCGGUCGCGGGUGGUGAUGCUCAACACCAAGACGACUGUCAACAUCCAUAGUGGUUAUCGUUAUUGCAAUUAGUGUCUUUAAGUCUACUAAUGCCGCUGCUGUUGCUGUUUACCGUCGUGCCACAGUGCAUGCACCGACUGCUGCAGUUGAGCUGAGUAGCAGCUUACGCAGCCUGAUCUCACUGCAAAUUAGAAGCUACGAUAGUAUCAAGAACAGAAACUUACGUGACAAGGUGUGCUUCGGAGGGUUGUAAACUCAUUUUUACUACUUCGUUCUCUAAAUUAUAGUAUAACAUCACGACUAUUAAUGGUUACUAUAACAUUGUAAGUAUACAUCUUCACUGCGCUGUCGCUGCCUCUGCAGGCGCCGCAAGACUACUUAGCGGCAAUAGAAAAACGUUCUUACGAAUAAUAGUAAAUAGUAAACGUAAUAAAACCAAUCAUAAUAGCAGAAACACAUCGACAAGAGACAGUACAGGACGCAUCACAUAAAGGUCACCGCUAAAGUACGUGCGAAAUUACAACUGCAGCUCAACAGGACACCGCAAGAUAAUUUUCGUCAUCGUCAGCAUCAUUUCAUCAUAGUCGUCGUUAUCGGUGCAUGAUAAUUAUUAAUUAAAACCAAAUUAUCGUUGUCGUCUGUUCCGAGUACGGCAUCCCAUUGCGUUUAUUGUCGCCCGUUUGUGAGCAGUAUCUGUAAUCUAUUGUCGAUAUCUACUCUCAUUCAAAAAGGAAAGCCUUUAUUACUGUUUUCGAGCUUGCUCCGCGAGUUCUUUUAACUGACUCAGUCGACAUUGCCAGCUAGCGUUACUCAACAACAACCGCGGUAGCACGCUGAAGUGACAAUACGUGAGUGUCGCCGCACUACAGAAAAAUGACGGACCAGAAAACGAAGACAGACGACGGGGAAGAGUCAACCGAGGAAGAGCUGCUGGAGGAACUCGAAAAUCUCCGAACGAAGAUCGCCAAGGCGCAGGCGGCGGCCCGUGAUGCUGAGCUCAGUACGUACGUCCAGCAGUUCGCUCCCAUUCAGGGCCUACGGCUAAAGGGUCGGAAGAUUCUUAAAGGGCACAUUGCCAAAGUGGUGGCGGUGGAUUUCGCCGGAGAUUCGAAACAUGCGGUUUCAGCUUCUCUUGACGGAAAACUGAUGAUAUGGGACACGUGGAGUGGUAAUAAGGUCCGAAUCAUCCCAGUACGCACAACAUGGAUUAUGGGUGCGGCCUUCGAAAGUUCGGGUCGUUUUGUGGCCGUGGGUGGUAUGGAUAAUAUGUGUACAAUUUACGAUUUGGACAAAAAGUGGACAGGGAGCGGUGCCGGAAGCGAAGGUGGCGGUGUUCUGGGCGCUGCACUCGUCCGGGAACUGGCGGGUCUUCAAGGCUACCUCAGUUGUUGCGUGUUCGUGCACCAAGACCGAAUUAUUGUCGGCUCCGCCGACACAAAAAUCUAUGUGUUCGAUAUCCCAAACGGCCGCAAGUUGCAGGAGUAUACAGCGCAUGACGCCGACGUCAUUGGUAUAAGCGUUCAACCUGGCGAUACCAAUGUGUUUGUCACCGCAUCGAUGGAUAAAACGUGCAAACUGUUUGACUUGCGACAACCUGAUCAGUGUCGACAAAAUUUUGCCGGUCAUGAAUUGGACGUGAACGAUGUCAGCUUUCAAAAUAAUGGCCACAUGUUUACGUCAUGUUCAGAGGACAAAAGCUGUCGCCUCUUUGAUAUCCGUUCCGACAUCGAAGUCGCAUCCUUCUGGGAACCCGCCAAACAAGCGGCCUUCACUUGCGUGGCCAAUUCGAAAUCUGGACGCCUUCUUCUGGCUGGCGCGGACGACGAUACUGUACACAUAUGGGAUAUUGUCGGCGGGUCCACACCCGAGGAGAGUCAUCUAGGAAAUUUGUGGGGCCAUGACGGUCGCAUAUCGUCAAUGUCGAUGGCACCAAACGGUAUGGCCGCGGUGACUGCCUCUUGGGACAGUUCCGUGCGUAUUUGGGCUUAACAACUGACGCUCUCCAUGUCAUCCACCCCAAAUAAUAAUCCCACAAAAGGAGACUGAGAUAUCGGUAGACAUCUUCGGGGGGUGGUAUGCAGACAGCCAAAAACGGAGGUAGAUCGUGCACUGUAACCAUGUCAGCCGUUUGCGUUGAGCAAGGCCAGCAGCAUCGUUUGCCCUACUUCUAAUACUGCUAAUAUUUAUACUAAUAUGGCUGCUUGAGCGUCGUGAAGCCUCCAGAAGAAUAUCUGCUCACUCACCUCUAUAUAGCCCAUAAUAACAAUAAUAUCCCUGAAAAAAGAAAUUCGAGAGAGAAAGAAGCUGAUAAAAUGGAAAUCGAGUCCACCUCCAGCCAACAAACUAGACUAAGUAGGAGAAAGCCCAUUUGCGUCUCGUCGACAGGAACCCGAUUCACUCAGUCCGUCUCUUUGACCGUUCGGUAGCCCAUGAAGGUGUUGAGAAUAAAACAAAAAUCUUUUUAGCGUCAGCUAGAAUUUAAUAAAAGCUCAAGAGCAAGAGGGAAAGAAAGUAAAUGGCAGGCGGGGGAAGCAAAUACAAUCAAACAGCAAACGAGAGUAGUGGCGAAGGCACGAUAUAUAGCACGGAACAGCGCAGGUAGUGAUACGCCUUAUGCAUGUGGAUCAUGUGUACGCUUCCACAACGUGCACACCGGCCAAAGAUUAUGGAUCAGGGUCUUUCUUUUCUUGGCGGUGAGAGAACAUUGCAGUGCAGCCCAGUUUUAGAGCUCGCUGGCCACAUUUUGGUCAAUGGAUAUUUAUUCCGGAGCCACAUAGCAGUGGACAGAAUUUUUUUUGCAGACAAAAGACAACUGGCAUGAGAAUGCAAGAGCCCAUUUAUCGUUCGUCGCUGACUGCAGCCGCAAGCAGUAGCUGGCGGAUAACGGAUAACGAAAUACGGUCGGGCCGAGGACAUCAUUAAACAUAAGACGCACGCACACGUUGAAUGGAACUGAAUGGAAUUGCUAACUGUAAGGACAGAAAGCUUGAAAGAUACGAGUGCGCGGGCAUAUAUGUAAGGCGAAGAUACUGAUAAUGAGGUGUUAACUUUAAAUAGAGAAUGAUAACGAUGAAAAAAAAACGGAAUAUAUAUAGGAUCAACCCUCGCCCGAUAUAAGACUGCCACGGAGGACAUUAAAAAUCAUAAGGUGACAGCAGCGAAUAUCUACAGCAGGCGCUCAGAGGAAUCAUUUGCUGCUCAAUUGACGUUUUGUAGAUCAUCUGACGUGGCAAGGAAUAAACUGCCAAAUAUCCGAA
This is a messenger RNA of Varroa destructor (honeybee mite), 4724 nucleotides long. RefSeq names its product guanine nucleotide-binding protein subunit beta-2-like. Gene Ontology annotation, biological process: signal transduction. The record is from RefSeq and is a predicted model, not a curated record. Gene Ontology annotation, molecular function: protein binding. NCBI's taxonomy places the organism in Eukaryota, Metazoa, Arthropoda, Arachnida, Mesostigmata, Varroidae.